GGAGCAGUUAUCCUGGACGGUUAUCAGCCGCGUUUGUCCCGCGUUGCAAGAAUUAAAACCGAUCCCAGAUCAGCUGUGCUGAAACACCUGAACACAGGAGGGCGAGCACCGGAGACGAGCCGUGAUACUCAAGAUGUCUGAACCAUUAACAUCAACCAAUUCGAAGAGCGGCGGUGAGCUGAGCGUUGACCCGCGCCCCAUCUCAACAUCAGACUGUCCGACGCAAUAUGUUGGGAAAGUCUGCGAGAUCUCAACGCUGGAUGGAAAAGUUAAAGAGACGCUGCACACUGAGCGACCAGAGAAGAUCCGUUCGGUUCCGAUCCACCUGCGUCCGGACCUGCUGGCUGCCUGCGCAGACCUGGUCAACUCUGAGUGGCAGAGGAGCCAGGCCGCCCGGGUUCACUCCCUCCAGAAGUCCUCUGCACAAUUCCCCAUCUGCCUGGUUCUCCUGCAGGGCCACAGAGAGACAGAGCGGCUGCUCGGCCACGCCCGGGUGUCUCAGGUCGUAGGUCACAGCACCAGCCUGUUCGUGGAGUCGGUGGUGGUGUCCAAGGCGGAGCGAGGGAGGGGCUACGGCCGGACUCUGAUGGAGGAGACUGAGCGAUACGCCAGAAGCAGAGGGUUCAAGCGCCUGUACCUGACAACCCACGAUAAGCAGCACUUCUACGCCCACCUGGGCUACGUGCUGUCGAUGCCGGUGCAGAACGCAGGAGCCAUGACGACGUUUGUUCCCAUGGAGACGCUUUUGAGGUUCUCCAGAUUACCGAGUGAAGAGGCGAACACACAGGAGCAAACACAGACAAAGAUGGAUGCUCAAGUACCACAAGGAGGUGCUUGUGUUGUGGGGUCACCUCCACCUUCUACUUUACCUCCUCCUCCACCAUGUCCUCUUUUCACCCCUCCUCCUCCUCCACCUCCUUCUAUUCCUCUUGCUCCUCCUCCACCUCCUCAGUCUGCAGGGCAGCUUGUAGUUCAGACUCUGACUGAAACUCCCUACAGAGACGCCAAAGGAGUUCCCAUCUAUUGGAUGCACAAAGACAUUUGAGGAACACACAAUCAGAUACACUUGGCAACACAUUCCCUCACAUUAAUGCACACAGUUAGUGUAUAUGUGCUCACAUCGAGACAGAAACAUACGUGCAGACUUAUAAAACACACGCACCAUUAGCGGUGUCUCAGACUCAGAAAACAAGUAAUGGAGAAAAUACAGGGUGUGGAAAACUUCAGAGACAGAAAUGUUUAAAUAGAUACCAAAGAUAUACACAAAACACUCAUUUACACACUCAUUCACUGCUAUUACACAUUCACACACACUCUAUAAAGGAGUUUCUCGGGCUGGAACACAGAGACUAAAACACAAAUUACAGAAGCAAACACUUUCUUUUU
This is a messenger RNA of Cottoperca gobio, 1386 nucleotides long. RefSeq names its product N-alpha-acetyltransferase 80, NatH catalytic subunit (gene naa80). The record is from RefSeq and is a predicted model, not a curated record. Gene Ontology annotation, molecular function: N-acetyltransferase activity; acetyl-CoA binding. Bases 134 to 1045 code for a protein of 303 amino acids. Gene Ontology annotation, biological process: protein acetylation. Gene Ontology annotation, cellular component: cytoplasm. NCBI's taxonomy places the organism in Eukaryota, Metazoa, Chordata, Actinopteri, Perciformes, Bovichtidae. The transcript has 2 exons.